This is a messenger RNA of Hyposmocoma kahamanoa, 2658 nucleotides long. It is a transcript of the gene Rchy1, whose product is annotated as RING finger and CHY zinc finger domain-containing protein 1. Gene Ontology annotation, cellular component: nucleus. The annotation marks the transcript as partial. Gene Ontology annotation, molecular function: ubiquitin protein ligase activity. The record is from RefSeq and is a predicted model, not a curated record. Lineage: Eukaryota; Metazoa; Arthropoda; Insecta; Lepidoptera; Cosmopterigidae. The transcript is spliced from 5 exons. Gene Ontology annotation, biological process: protein ubiquitination; ubiquitin-dependent protein catabolic process.
UACACCUGCCUGGUCUGCAACCUGUUCGAUGACGAAGACAAGCGUCAGUACCACUGUGACGGCUGCGGCAUCUGCCGCGUCGGCGGACGGGACCGGUUCUUCCACUGCGAGAGGUGCAACAUGUGCCUUCCUGUGCAGUUGCAGAGGGACGGACAUCGGUGCGUAGAGAACGUAUCCCGCUCCAACUGCCCGGUGUGUCUGGAAGACAUUCACACCUCCCGCAUACCAUGCCACAUCCCGGACUGUGGGCAUCUGUUGCAUCGGCCUUGCUUCGAGCAGCUGCUGCAUUCAGGACACUACGCCUGCCCUACUUGUCAGACCAGUAUGAUUGACAUGACCAAUCUUUGGAGUUACCUGGACUCAGAGGUGGCGGCGACGCCCAUGCCUCCCGAAUACGCCGACUACAAAGCUACUAUACUUUGCAAGGAUUGUCAUAAAUUGUCAACAGUGAAGUUCCACGUAGUAGGACUGAAGUGCCAACACUGCGGGGCAUACAACACCUGUCAAACUAAUGGUUUUCAUAAGGACGAGGGCAGCAGUUCAGAGAACGCGAAUUCAUCCACUUCAACAUCAACUUCGACCAGUCGGAGUGGCUCUUCUUCAGCCACCUUCUCCGAGGCAAGUCGAGAAGAACCCGCUGACAAUCUACGCACAGCUAACCCGCUGGAUGAACCGCCACAGGCUUAACAACGACACAGCUCUUGUGGGAUUUUCUGCUGGCCACACUGAUAGCGAAGCUGCGUCUGGAUGGUCAGAUCGGUGGACCGUAUCCCGGUACACCGAGACCUGGUCGUCAGUUCUCUGGAUCAUGUGUACAGUGACAACAGUGCAGCUUAACAAUGUGAACAGUGAUAAUUUAUUACACACAUAUUCAUGUACAGUGUAAGUUCCUGGGUGAUCAGUUCCUUUGUUCUUUAAUACAAGUGCAGUGUCUUCAGUGUGAAACUAGCAUAUGUAUAGUGAUAUGUAAAUAGAUGGUAAGUUGUCUGAUUACUCAGACUAGAACGGCAGACAAAAAUUACAUCCAUUAAUGUAGAUUUUAUAUUGUAUUAUUAUGGUCCGUAUUAUGUGUAUAGUGUCAUUAUUUGUAUCCAUCCACAAUUAGGCAGGGUGCCCUAUAUUUUAAUGUUAUUAAAUAAUUAUUGUUUAAACUACACAUACUGACACAUUUAGCAGAACAAAACUAAAGUGAGAUAACAAAAUAGUAACGUUCUAAAUUAAUAAGAAUUUAAUAAUAAUAAAUUAUUGGUGCUAUGAGUGUGUACUCAUAGCCCCGCACUAGGAAAACCCUGUAUCGCGGGUGCCAUGGACACACGCAUAGACAACCACAAAUUAAACCCAAACUCACAAGAUAAAUAGGCCAUACAAAUAUUUCCCCCGGCACGGGAAUCGAACCCGGGACCUCUUGCGUGGCAGUCCAGGAUGGUAACCAUUCAGCCAAAAAGGCAGUUCAAACAUAAGGUAUGCAAUUAAAACGUCUUUUAACAUCAAACCUGUACAAACCUACUCAACUUGUUAUUGGAAUAAAUCUUAAUCAAAUAAAAUGCAUUUGUUUAGAUUUUGUGACGAAGCAGAAAAAGCUGAAAAUUAAAAAAUUGUAACAAUUUAAUGCAAUGCAAUUAAACAUUCAACUAAAUGUUUAAGAAAUUUACAAGAAUGCAGAAUUCAACCUCGAAUCACUCAACAAAAAUAUAUCUAAUGAUUAAUAUAGGAAAUUAAAAUAAAUUAUUAAAAUAUAACAGUCAACAAAUUUUUCAUUUUUAAACCAGACUUUUUAGAACACCAUUAUUUUGGUGAUAUAGCUAAUGUUUCACUAAAUGUACCAGUAUGUGCAUAUAUUUAAUAAGCGCAUAAAUACAACUGAGCAGAAGGUACCUCUACCUUUGUAUGGACACAUUUAGUUAUGGGUUAUCAGUACCCAGAUUAGCAAAACUUUUGACGUUCAAUCCGCUGUGUGAUAAGUUCCGGAAAACAACAACGAUUCCCCAAUAUAGUCAUAACAUAGUGAUAAAGUUGUUAAACCUACUCCCAUUGCCAUUAACAUGGGACUGUUUGUGUUUGGCUACUCAAAAUAUUUUUGUAAAUCCAGCAAACAUAUAUUUUUUCAAAUUUGAUCAAGUAAAAGAAACAUUUUUUGUAAAUAUUUCAAAUGCAAUCUGUUAACCAACUCCCAUACUACUAAAACGAAGCAUACAGUAAGAAAAUUAGGACAUGAAGGAAUAUUGUAAGGGAAAGAUUGUCAUCUACCAUGGCGCUAGGUAGUGAAAUAAAAUCCACCCUUGUUAAGUUGACAUUUCUAUAAUAAAUGUGCAAGCAGAACCAUCCUGUGCAGUCAACAUUUUCUAGUAAAAAUGUGUGAUUACAGUCCACCCCUUGCAGUCGAUUUUAUUUAUUAUGUUUUUUUUUUGGAUAACAACAGGCUUAAUGCAUUUUGAACCUUAAAACAUACUUUUACAACUUUUUGAAUGCACCAAUUGCAGUUAUCCACUAAUAUAAUUAUUGACACUUUUUGGAUAGGCCAAUUACAGUUAUCCACUAACAUAAUGAUUGGCACUUUUUGGACGGGCCAAUUACAGUUAUCCACUAAUAUAAUUAUUUACACUUUUUGGAUAGGCCAAUUACAGUUAUCCACUAAUAUAAUUAUUGACACUUUUUGGA